Schistosoma haematobium is the source of this 12513-nucleotide messenger RNA. Its product is annotated as Coatomer subunit delta. Gene Ontology annotation, molecular function: ribonuclease P RNA binding. The transcript has 2 exons. NCBI's taxonomy places the organism in Eukaryota, Metazoa, Platyhelminthes, Trematoda, Strigeidida, Schistosomatidae. Gene Ontology annotation, cellular component: ribonuclease MRP complex; ribonuclease P complex. The record is from RefSeq and is a predicted model, not a curated record. Gene Ontology annotation, biological process: rRNA processing; tRNA 5'-leader removal. Bases 6131 to 7018 code for a protein of 295 amino acids.
AAAUAAAUGGUUGCUCUGGUUGUCAGAAGGGGCAUCGGCCUCGUAACUUCCGAAGGGAUUCGGCUUUCAUCAUGAGGCGUCAUAAUUCUUCUAAAUGAAGACCUGACUCCCAGGGCAGAGUUUAAAAGGUUUGAAUAAUUUUUUCUGGUUAGCGUUUUUUAGCGAGUUGGUUUUCUACGGGAUGGGGACGCUAACCCCAUGCCCAACCCUCCUCCUUUAACCGGGCUUGGGACCGGCAGUAGCCCUCGGAGCGACUCCAGGCGGAGUUAUAUAUAUAUAUAUGCCACACUUCAUCAUUCCAUUUGUGUGAGGUCUGGGACACUACCCAGGUUCCGAAACAGAAGCAGUUGGUUUUCGUAGGGGGUGACACCCGUAGCCUUCGACCGAAAGGUCUGAUCCACAAGGAAGUGGAGCAACGUAAGGAGAUGCAGUCCCAUGGUAGAUGGUGGCCAACAAUAGGUUCAUACACCAAUUGUUCUUUCAGGAUCCUGGAGGCCAUGUGCACUAUUGGUUUGAAAUGAGGGUUUCCCAACUCCCCUAGGUGUAAUCUCUAUAUCCACCAGCCUGGUUAAAGCGCCGGAUAUUGGUUUUCGUCCUCUCGAUUUCGUAAUCACUGCGGGAAGGUAAUGAGUAGGACUUGCGUGGCUGUGGUUGUAUAUGCGUGUCUAUGUGGGAGAGCUAACUAUCAUCACCGUCAGCCGUAACAAGGCAUUAGGGGGCAAUUAGUAAUCAUUCUGUUUGUGUUUUUUACAUCCCUAGGAAAUAUCUAUACUAGGUAAUUAAUCUCUUUGUUAUUGUUGUAAAAUGUUACUAUUCACUUUGAAUGUGGAUUUUAUUCCCAUUAAUUACAUUGUUUCCCACUUGUUUCUGUUUUGAUAAGAAGAAUAUAUUUCUAAACUUACAUUUUUCAGCAUACUUUCUACCUUUAAUUUGUCGCUGAAUUAGGUAGUGUUAUCAAUGAACUCACCAGAUAAGGAUUAUUGUAUUCAGCUUCAAGUCACAUUAAAUGUAAGCGUUAGUUGUGCUACUCGGUUGUCUAAACGUAAUUAGAUGAAACAGAGUUUGAGCCUGGGACUUAGUGUUUAGGUGAACGCCUAAACCACUGAACCACCACCCCAUUACAUUGGUUGAAUUCUGAUUAUAUCUGGAAUUGGAACUGUACUCAAAUCGCUUGAUUGCUUUCAAUGUUCUAUAGUAUUAAUCUCUAACUCCUUGUAUUCUUAGGAAAUAUGUAGUUACAAAUUCCCACUACCGGAGACGAUGUUGUGUGUGAUGUAAGGUGCAUUCUUUUUGGUAAUCCACUUGUGUGAUGCAUUCAUAUUUCGACAAGAUAUCAGUGAAAAGUUUGCUCAGAAGUUUGAUUACUCGUACACCAUGGAUUCCAUAGUUAGUAGUGGUUAUGCCGUUCAUAUGUAAACGUGUGUUGUUGUCGACUAGUUGUUUUCUAUGCAUGUCUACUAACAGAUUGUACGCGCUGAGGAAAUCUGCACCGAGAAUCGGCUGUUUGACUUGCACUACAAUUAAGAUCCACGUGAAGUGCCUUCUAAGUCCGAGGUCUAAGAUUAGAGACUGCUCUCCGAAAGUUUUGGUAAUUUUUUCGUUGGCCGCUUGCAGUGAAACCUUGCUAUAUGUGGUGUGUCGCCGUCGUGAGAGCUCUAAUUGGAUGAUGAUAAUUUCAGCUCCUGUAUCGACUAAGAAGUCGGAUCCUAAAAUAUGACCCCUGAUAUGAAAAAGACGGCUUGCCGAGUGGCCAGCAACAGUCGCCGCCAUUACUGUCUGGCCGGCCCGUUUCCCUGAGUCUCUUGCUUGUUUGUUGGGAAGGUGCACGGUUGUGUGCAGCGCCGUGCUUUCUCACCAUAUUUCUGAUGAUAUCAACAAAUUCCGGUUGUCCGCUUAGGUGGCCUAGGGAAAUGUCUGGAAAAUGAUCUUUUAGGCGAGGAUCUAGUUGGUCUGAAAUGGAUCGUUGCAAUGGUGGCCUGCAAUGUUACCAACUGCCUUGUCAGCUGUGUUAACUGUUGUCGGAAGCUGAAUGUGUUACACGUAUCUUAUUUACUGGCAGUUUGUACCGAGUUAACACCGUGAGUAUCUGGGUAGAUUUCCAUAAUCUUGUCCGCCAUAUCUACUAAAUCUUCUAGAUUGACGGAGUUCCCAGACACUGUGAAUUUGCCUCACGUUAUGUAGUAGGCGUUGAAACCACAUUUAUUUAAGCAGGGUUUCGUCUAGUUUAUAUGGACCUGCUAGUUGCUUCAUAUGCCGUAACGACUGCCAUAGUCUUUUGUCUCCUAAUUCGCAUGAUGUUAACAAUUGCUGUAAACGUUUUUCGUCGGAGACUCAUGUGCGUUGUAUUACCGCGGUUUUAAUUUUGUCAUAAGGUUCGCUCUCUGGCACUUGGUCGAUUAAAUCCCCGACUUCGGCGGCGAUUUCAAUAGGGAGUGCACCAACUACGUAAACAUACUUCGUUGCCUGAGAGCGUAUACCUCUAGCUAUGAAUCAAGCCUCUAUUUGUGCAAACCAGAUCCUCGGGUUAUUAGCUCCAUAUGCUGGGAGUCUGAAUUCAGAAAGAGCGUUAACUGAACUUAAAAUAUUGUCGUCAGAAUGUGAUAGUGAGUUAAGGGCAUUUACUGGAGGAGAGUCCAUGUCAAUAAGUUUGUUUGGAGAAUACAUUAUUUGAAAAAUAAACCAAUGUGUCAAGUAAAAAGAAAAGCAAUAUGACAAUUACAAUAAACUCGAGGCUUACCAGAUAAUUAUGGUGGACCAAACAAUAUAUGAACUCAAAAAUAGCAAUAAAGUUACUGCGUACAAGCAGUAAUGUUAUAAUAUAUUAGUUAUAAACACAAGAAAAAUUAGGGACGUUACUUAAUUCAGCUUGUAGGACAGAUAUUUACAACUGAUUGAUCACAGUGCAGUGAUGAUUGUCACACUGCAUAUUCGUAGACAUAAUACGAUCAACUGUAAAGGUUUAGACAAAUAUGAUAUUGAACACCACUCAGUAACUAGCCAAUUAUAUUUAAUAAUGGUGUUGGCAUUGACAAUUAUUUAUACGCACAUAUAGCAAAGAAGGUAGACUUAGUUCACAGAUGUAUCCUCUAAAUUUUAGUCCCUUUAAUAUUCAAUUCAACGGAUACAACUUACAAUACAACUGUAUGUAUAAAAUGACCACAUCUCUGCUUAUUCUGUCCAGCUUGACGAAAAUCACGACAGCAUCAAGAAUGUUUUAGGUUGACUUAAUUAACUUUAACUCUAAUUAUACGUGGUUUGAUAUGUAGCUCGGUAUGAUACCAUUGUUACACAUACAGAUACCCAAAGUCUUUAACUUUUUGACUGGGAAUGCUGUUAUAACUUGUGGCCUGAGUGCCCUGUUAAUGUAUAACGUAACGAUCCCACCAAUUAAGAAGCAGUGAAUUAUCGAUCGGAUCAGUGACGCGUAAAACCCGUAUGAGCAGUCUAGAGUGCUUAUCGGUUCUAAUUUCUGCCUAAUACAGUCAGUUAAGUCCAGAACACCAAUCAGAGCCUGUGCGAUAUGAAUCAUGUAUUUCAAACAUACUCGGUUUAUAUAAAAAACAAGCAAACCACAUUGUACCAAUAAAGUAUGAAACAACAUUUGUACAAGAAUUAGCCAGAUGUGGCUGUGAAUGAGGGAGGUAGUAAUUAAUAUACUCAAGAAUUGUAAAACGUAUAAUAAUAGUUUAUGGGUCAAAAUAAAGCUUAUAAUAAGAUGAAUAUGAAUAUGCAUAGUUUAGUUACUUAAUAAUUAUACAAUAGAAAUAUACGUUUAGUAUUGGUCCAUAAAUGGAUCCAUAAAGUUACUAUUCAUUAUUCUUGUCGGGACAUACCAAAUGUACAAAUAAUUUCGUUCUUUUUGGACAAAAUCUUCUGAUUCACUUGGACAGCAAUUAAAAUACUUUUUGUGAUGCGGUUCUCUACUCCACCUACGGUCCCGCGCUCAGGAAUCGAACUCAGAACCUUUGUUUUUACGCGAACGCUUAACCAGUAGAUCACUAUUCCGGUAUCCAACGUUGUUAACGGCUGAUGUCAACUUAUUCACUAUGUUCAUGAUUUAAAUGAAAUCUAACAAUAUCCACAACCGGAAACAGAAAAUUAUCAUGUGUUUAUUAGUGAAUAGCUUCGAGAGGUCAUUCUUGGAGUUCUAAUGAGAGUGGAGUUCAACCGUGUCGGGUGUGAAGCAGUUAUUCACCGAAGACAAUGGGAGAUGAUCGCGCGACACCGUGGAUUGGUUGAAGUUAGACAUUAAUCAUUGGAUAGUGGUUCAUUGAUCUAGAGUUUGAGCGCUCACGCAAGACCGAAUGUCGUGGUUUGGAUUGACACGUGUAAGAUGGUGGAUGCGUGUCGUUGAGUGGUUUGAUAUUCUGACAAAACGGUCGUCUAGUGCGUUCAGGUUUUCAAUGUUGGUUUAACAUGGGUCGUUUCACGAUUUCAAUAUAACUUUACUUUCUACAAGCGAUUCAUUCUUAUGAAGCUAUAUUUACGUUUAAGCACUUUAAGCAUAAGACAUGCCCAUUGUUCUCCUUAUAUAUAUGCAAAGAAACAUAAAUAAAAUGAACGAUUUAAUAUCGUAGUAUCUUCAAAGAUUUUAAAGGCCUCCUACUAUGGCACUCCAACUUUCCAAAAUCAGGUUACUUUCAGGCACCUUCAGUAAAUCUAGUCAUUAAUAUAACAACUGUAUUCAUGAUUACUAUCCAGCAAAUCAAUAUAUUGACGUGUAUGGACAUGUUUGAGACACACAUAGAAUGUAUGUCAUGCCUGAUAACUUGAAUUUAUUAUUAUUCUUACUCACAGAUGGCAUUGUAAACAAAAGAAAACUUUGUACAAUAAUGUACAAUUCAACAGACAAUUUAAAUAAUAAAAGUACUCUACUUUAAACCAUACUCAUUUUUGUGUAAUGGCCAUUGAUCCUGGGCCUGAAAUCGAUAAAGAUUGAGUGGUAUUAAAAUCUACCAAUUAGAUAAUUUUCAACCAUCUAAUUGUUAAAAGAUCCAAUUUUCAAUCAUUAGAAUGCAGGUUUGAACCCUGUUCUAUUUUUGGUUUGGUUCCGGAGUAAUAUCAUUAAGUCUCAUACGAAAACAUAAAGAUAGCAUAUUGCAUACAUUGCGGAAGUGAUUAAAAUAAUUAGAGAGGAUUUUGUGGAGAUUGUAGUAAUUUAAUCAUUGAAUUCAUGAGUCAAUUGAAACUAGACCAUCAUGGAAAAUCUAGAAGCACUGGACAGCCGUUUCUUCCUAGUAUGGAAUCCCUCAGCAGUGCGCAUCCAGCAUCUCACCCCGCAAGAUUCGAACAAAAUUAUUAUCGAUUGAACGCCUAGUUACUGGUUAACACAACGUACAAUCCUCUCUGAAAUGAGAUUUUUUAACGAAAAUUAGGGAUAGUGAAACUAAGGGAUAGAUUUAGCCCAUAUAAUCAUUGACUAUUAUUCUGUGCUGUAUCAGAUUAUGUGGAAUUUCUUAGUAGGAUCUUCAAAACAAUUAUUGCCUAUAUUUGAUGAUAUUGUAUGAUAUGACCGGAAAUCUUCACUUAUUUUGUUUCGUUUUCUUGGAUACUUGAUAUCAUUUUCAUACCUCUUUUUCUUAUAUUGUAUAUUAUAUCAUUCUGUAAUGUUGCAAGUUAUUAUAACAUAGACCAGUUCACAUUUGCCAUGGGCGCCAUGUUGCAUUUAAUUGUACUACUUUCAAAUAAAUCACUGUUGCAUUGUGAUGUGGUGAGAAAUCAUAACUUGGACAGCAGUAGACCACUGAAAACUUAUCAUCGAUUAACUGAUGUUAUCUAUCUAUCUCUUGCUCACUACAUUAAUUAUUAAUAAAUACUAAUCAUUGUUACCAGUGUUUGAUUACGACUUGACGUGUUUGUCAGUCAGUCAGUCAGUCAGUAACAACGUAGAACUUCGUACAUACGUACAUCAGUUCGAGUUGCCAUGACACAUUAGCACACAGAUGGAAUUGUCAAUUUAAAUCCUAUAGUAGUUGACGUGUUUGUGCAUGUGUGUGUGCGUGUAUGUAUUGACACGUCUCCUAUCAAGGAAUGGAACUUUUUUUAUGUUUGAUAACAUUGAAUGAUCUCAUAUCUAAAAUGUUUAUGUUUUAUCGUUUUGAUUCUAGUCAAAUCGUUGGAUUAAAUCAUCAUGACAAAGAAGAAACUAUCAGAAAAAUACAAACAGAAACUAUCAAAACAUCCUAUACCUAAAUCAAAUAAUCCACAAGGAAUAACUGUUGUUAGUGAAUUUGUUCGACAAUUUGUUCGACGUCAUGUUAAUGAAAAUCAACGUAAUCAAUCUGAUUUAUAUUGGCGUCCAGGUUCUAAUAUUAGUCAUAAUAUAAAUCUAUUACCACAAUCAACAAAAAUUCAUCGAUUAAAACAGAAACAAACGUCUAUCACAAAUGACAACCCUAUCAAAAUGAAUCAUUCUAAUAUAAAGAAAAAAUCUUUCAAUAAAUCAAUAAUCAAUCAAAAACCAUCAAUUAUAUCAAUGAAUUUAUCCAAUCAAUUACAUAAUUUAUGGAAUGGUUAUUUUCAAUCUGUUAUGUCUAUUCUUCCUACUAAAUUAAAUGAUCAUAAUUGUAGUAAUUUUAAUUUAACAAAAAAUUUAGAUACAAUAUUACGUUUGAAUUUAAUUGGUGCUCAACUUAAAAUUCUACGUUCAACAUCAUGUCGAGCUGGUAUAGAAGGUAUUGUAGUAAUGGAAACAAAGAAUACAUUUUGUUUAGCAAUAAAUUCAUUACAUAAUCAAUCAUCAAAUGAAUCAUUAGUAACUCUUACUACUGUUCCAAAAUUAGGUUCAUUAUUUUCACUCACUUUACCUCAUAUUGUUAAUAAAUCAAAUAAUAAUCAUAAUAAACAUCAAAAAAUUGAAAUAUUACUUAAUGGUGAUCAUUUAACACAUCGAUCAGUUGAUCGAGCUAUACGUAAAUGGAGAUAUAUACCAACAACAGCAUAUGAAUAUAAUCAAAAUGCAUUAACAACUGAAGCUAUUUUAUCGAAUGUACUCAUUGAUAAUGUAAUAAAUAGAUGAUUAUUUGAAUUAUUUUGAAUUUAUAUACAGGUAAUUUGUUGUAGUUGGUUUUCAGUUUGGACUUUUUUUUGUAAGUGACUCAAGAAUUGAUUACGUUGUCAGUGAGAGAGUGUGUGUGUGUGACGAUAACUUCAAAUUUUUAAGGUAAUUAUGGUUGCAUCCGUUACUUAUUUACUUACGCCUGUUACUCCUCGUAGAUUAGCAUAGGCCGCCCACCAGCACUAUCCAUCCAACCCUGUCCUGGGCAAUUCUUCCCAACUCUUUCUAGUUGUUAUUCAUCCUUUUCACAUGUGCUUCCAUUUUCCGACGUAAUGUGUUCUUUGGCGUUCCUCAUUUUCGCUUCCCUUCAGGAUUCCAAGUUAGGACUUGCCUUGUGAUGCGGUUUAGUGAUUUCCGUAAUGUAUGUCCUAUCCAAUUCCAAUGUCUUUUCCUAAUUUCCUCUUCAUAUAGAAGUUGGUUUAUUCUCUCCCACAGAAGGCUGUUGCUGAUGGUAUCCAGUCAACGGAAACUGAAUAUCUUACGUAAACAACUGUUUAUAAAUACUUGUACUAUUUUGAUGAUGAUUGUAGUAGCUUUCUGUUGUAUUUGGUCGUCGAUGAUUGUUGUGCCGGAAAAAGCCGCUGAUCACUUAUAUUCGGAACGAGGGACUUCCACAAUUCCCACGACGCGAAAGUAAGAAUACAAAGACUGUUAUAAGUGAUGAUUUAUUAACCCUAAAACACGAUGACGAGUACAACGACUCUAGUAGAAAAUACACUGGUUUAUAUAUUGAUUGUACACUCAUUUUGAUUAAUAAUUAGGAUUAAAUCACAUACUCAGUUAUAACAAAUCACAGACUGAGCAUAGUUCAUUUCAACUGAAUACAAGAUUAUCGUAUAUUAUACAGAAGAAAAUAUCAUACUUGGAAAACAAAUCAAAUACUACACUGAAUGAACGUCACGUUGAAUCAAAACGGAUAUUGAAUGUUGAACAAAACUCAUAAUGAGUAGAUCCAUCGAAAAUUGAUUUUUCUUUCCAUCAUAUCAAGCAAUAAUUAAUCUACUAGGUAGAACUCAAGAAUGGUCAAUCGUAUAAUAAUAUUUCAUAGGUCAAAAUAAGGUUUAUAAUAAGAGGAAUAUGAAUAUGCAUAGUUUAGUUACUUAAUAAUUGUACAAUAGAAAUAUACGUUUAGUAUUGGUCCAUAAAUGGAUCCCAAAAGUUACCAUUCAUUAUGUUUAUCGGGUUUUAACAUUUUCAAAAAACAUUAUUAUGCAACUGAAUACAAUGGUCUUGUGUAUGUUUCAUUGAUUGUGAGCACUUGACAGAAAAUCAACUAUAGUUGCUAAUACCUUGAGAUGGUGGUCGGGAUUGCCUAUUGCGAUGACUAAAUCGAGCCAUUUCAGUAUAAAUACUUUUGUCUAUACAUCUUACAAUGUCAAGCAGAUCGGUUGAAAAGCGCUAUCAUGUUGUUCAAUAUACGGAGAUUUUCAGUUCUGCUUUGUUGUCACUCUCUAAGGACAAUAAGACCACAACUGAUUCAGUUUCCUUUUUAAGUGUUACCAUUAAAUCACAAGUAUUUAAUUGAUGAUAGAUAGUGACUAACAGUGGAAUCCAGAGCAGGUUUAAGGCUCGUCAGUUCGUUGUCCCUCUAAUUUAAUAUUGGUGUUCACUCUGAGAAUGGAAUCCAGUCUCUUUUGAGGCAGUCCACCUAGGGCAUACAUGUCACAGAAGAGAUUGAUUGGGAUGUAAACAAUAACAAGAACGAAGAGAUUCAAAUAAAUCAUAAAAUUCAUCGCUGUUGCACCGAUGAUUGUAUUUCUAAAAUUAGUAACUCAAUAGGUAAGGUAUUGGGGGGGGGUUGAAACGAAAAUUUCUGGAUUCUAAUCCUAGUGUGAACAUGAACUCUAUGACAUGGGUAAAUUGAACUGAUGAGCCCCAUUUGGGAUGAAAUGUGCAUCCUAGUUUUCACUGUUGGAUACUAUUCACUUUAACUAAAAAAUACUUAUGGUUUUUGUGCCUAUAUAAAUAAAUGUAGAAAAGAAAACUGUAUAUUUUAUACGAAAAAACAUGCACAAUCUUCUAAUUUGACCUAAAACAUGUAUUGAUUUUAAUACGGACUUUACUAUUUUGUUAUGUAAUGUUACCAAGAAAGCAUUGGUAGAUUUUCGAACUAUGUACCUAACGUGAUUGGAGCUUUUUUAAAUAAGGUUAUAUUGAAUCAAUUAACUAACAAGUUAAUGAUCUCGUCAAUGAUGAACUUGUAGUGACCUACUUUUAUCAAGAGAACGCGAUUGGUUUAAUGGAAACAAUUAUUAUUAUAACCAAUUGUACCAGUGGUUGUUUUACUGUACUAAAGACAUUCUUCCUUCCGUUGAUUGUGACCCUGUACGAAUUCGGUUACGCUCAGUAACCACACUUGUACUCCUUUGGCACGAUCUCGGUAUCCUUUCGAUACCACGAGAUCGCCAACAAAUACAUCUCGACUAUAGCCAUCAACUGCCUUCUAAUAUUUGGCUUACGGGGGAUCUUAUCGGUUAACUGGCACUUAGUCUUCUUGUAGUGAUGAUCAUAGUCAACCGCGACUUGACGCCACAUUACAAACUUAAGAUGAAUAGUGUUAGUUAUGUUAUGUAGUCUGAAGACUAUAUAAGGUAGAAAAAUGAUUUAAAUAACUAUGUUUCAUUCUAGGUUAAAAAUUGUUUAUCAUUGGUAAAAUAGUUUUGUUUAGUCCAUAAGUCAAUGAAGCAAUUUUAGAAGAUACAGUCCCAUGGUAGCCGGUGACCGACAAUAGAUUCAUAUGUCAUUUGUUUCCUUAGGAUCCUGAAGCCUAUGUAUACUAAUGGUUUGGAAUGAGGGUUUUCCAACUCCCCUAGAUGGAUCCUCCGUAACUACCAACCCGGUUAAAGCACCGGAAGUUCGCUUUUCGUCCUCUCGAUUUCAUAAACAAUACUCGUAAUGCAAGAAGGCAGUGAGUAGGACUUGCGCGGCUAUGGCUGUAUAUGCGUGUCCAUGUGAGAGCAUUUGGGGGCAAUAAAUUUAUUAAUUUUGUUACUGAAUUUGUAUGUACAUAUAUAUUGUUACAUGUACUGUAAUAUGUUUCUAUAACUAAUUAUCUAAUUAGCAUUGCACAGUUCAUUUACUGAAAGAGUGUCAUCUGUUCGGAAGUUUAAUUGAUUUUACACAAAUUUGGGUACAUUUUAUGUAGUGUCUAUGACUGAAAUACAUUACACAUGUCGAUAAUCAAUGCUCAGCCUUAAGGUUCCGUUCAUCUUUAUUACUAACAUAAUUAGGCUGCCCAAGAUGAUAUGGACAAAGUGAUUAUAUUACGUGCUAACAUGACUUGUAUCAUAUCAUUAAGAGCUUCUUUAUACUGUACUGGUACAUGACCAAGAGAUUGGCUAUAUACUUAUGCAUUUCGAUUGUUGAUCUGAUGAACCACAGCUUUCAUGUGUCCGAUAACUUUUGACUCCCAGACAAUUACAUCAUAAAACCUUUUGAACAUUCUUUUCAACAUUUUCACAUACUCUGAAGGGCAGUUCGCAAGUGAGGGCGACAUAUCAUGUCUCCAUUUGAUCAGCUUUAAUCGUUAUUUUAAAACUGGGAGUGUCUUUCCCAUUGUAACCAUCCAUUUUCCGAACUGAAUUCCGAACAGUAAGUUUAUUUUCUCUUAAGUUUAGAUAUCCUUCACAUAUUGUUAACAAGUCCUUCAGUACCAUCGGUAGGUAACUAAAUCAUGUCCUAUAUAGGUAAACUCGACUGGUUACAGCUUCUCGACAGAAUUUCGUGGAGCUCCCUGUUGAAGUUAGUUGCCUGUGAGUAAAUGAUUAUUGAUGUAAUGGCUGAGUGAAGACUGUUAAAUUUUAUAGUUUACAUCACUAACUGACCAAGUGUGUAGUUAAGCGCUUGCGAAUGAGACAGAAGAUCCUGGUUUCGAAUCCCGUCUGCGGGAUCGUGGAUGCUCACUGCUGAGCAGUCCCAUACUAGGACGAAACGGCUGUUCAGUGUUUCCUGGUUUUCAGUGAUUGUCUAACAUCAAUCGACUUAUGAAUUCAACUACUAAAAAAUUAUUUAUUAAGACACUUUUAUAUGAAAACUAAAAGGUCAACCGGACAAAUUAAAAAAUAGAGUACACAAAACCAAUGUGAUAAUCAUUGUGAAUAAUAAAUCAGUAUUAUCAGGGUAGAUUAAGAGUAAAAACAAGUUGUUUUUGAACACAUAAAGGAGGUUCGUAGUUUUCGUAUAGCUAAGGCUUCAAUAAACCGUGGUAUAUACCCUUGAAGGCUUUUGUACAACACUACAAAUGCUGGCUUGAUAUCAACCUUAUGAACAAUCUCAACCAAAUGUUUCUCCUUGGUGGAAGAUAUCUGUUUAUCUUGUGAUCAUAUUUGACCAUUGGAACUUAUUUGUUUCUGUAGCUAUGUGCUCCGCUACCCUUAAUUGCAAAUCACGAUUACUCCUCCCUGUGUACAUGUUUCCGCAAAUAAAAAUAAAUUAGUAAACACAAUGGUCCCAUCAAGAAUAAUGAGUGAAUUAAUUGUUGGGCGAGACUAUAAUUUAUGGACGACCUUUGAACGAACCUUAAGUGAUCUUGAGAAAUAUUAGUCAAUCAAAAAACAGGUAGUAUAGAGUAAAAAUAUGUUAUACAAAACCAAAGAAUUAAUGUGCACAUACUUCGUUAACAUGGUUUAAAAACUUUUCAAGGUUGGAAAGAGGUUUAGAGGUUCUGAAAUUGUAAUACAUACGAUAGGGGAAAUCAUCCAUAUAACUCCAUAAUAGUCGACUUCUGGAGCCAUGAUAAGGUCGUAAAAACUGUUUUAGCCACGACCACAUAGCUUCAUUAUUGCUUGUGUGCACUCCGGUUGUUGGGUUCGCAAAAUGCCACUUGUGGAUAACAACACGCUGCAUAUAAUCAUGUUUAUGUAGGCAUCUGUAUGUUCUCCAUCCAUGCGUAUUACUAGUGCUUUUAUUAUCCAGUUCGGAACAAUUAUCAUAAUUUGCCUUGAUCUCGAUCUGAAUUGAUAGAAAAAUGUUCCUCUUCUAACAGAUUUCUUCCUCCAACAUCUAUUAUAUCGAAAGACCACAUCAUCAAGAUAGUUUGAACAAGGUCCACAAGUCAUUUGAUUACCACAAUUACAAAUAAACUAACUUUUUAGUAGUCUCAUUUGUUGUAGCCGCUGAAUUAUUACAUUUUCUCUAAAAUCUACUGUAAACCAAUCGUACAUGAACAUCAGGUCAGUCAGUCAGUAACAACGUAGAACUUCGUACGUACGUACAUCAGUUCGAGUUGCCAUACCACAUUAGCACAGAGAUGCAGUUAUUGAUUCAAAUCCCGUAGUGGUAGAGGCGGUAAGAGCAUAAGCAGUAAUUGGAAAGAUUAGGGUUUAAAGAUGUUAUUUAAAGAGUAUAAUCCAGUGAAAUAAAUUUGGAAAGAGAAAUAAAGGGACAUGAAGAAUUCAGAAGAUUAGAAUUUGUGAGAACACAAAGAGUGUAUGCACCUGCGCCAUCGUAAAUGAUUU